This is a messenger RNA of Synchiropus splendidus (mandarinfish), 15799 nucleotides long. It is a transcript of the gene sacs, whose product is annotated as sacsin molecular chaperone. The transcript is spliced from 9 exons. The record is from RefSeq and is a predicted model, not a curated record. NCBI's taxonomy places the organism in Eukaryota, Metazoa, Chordata, Actinopteri, Syngnathiformes, Callionymidae. Bases 1351 to 15087 code for a protein of 4578 amino acids. Gene Ontology annotation, molecular function: Hsp70 protein binding.
UAAAUAUAUAUGUCCGCAUAUGCUGCAGUGUAGUGGCGGCCAAGAAAUGCGUAACUACAAGUCCCAUAAUGCAACACAACGAAAGGCGACGUCAUCGAGGACGACAAAUCGAGUUUUCCAAGUUUUCAUAUAUAUGAAUUUUUAAAAAGUAGAUUUAAUUUGUUAUAAACGAGAUUAUUAUUCAUCAACGAAACAUCUUUUGUAGUUUCAGUUUACCUGACCAAUUCACUAUAAUGACUUCAAAUCAGGGUCGGCACUUUUCUCCACAAUAAACCCAAAAAACGAAUUUAAAUAUGCGCGAGAAUUAUAUGUUCUGAUACAUGUGUGACGCAUAUAUGUGCUACUGUACCUCCAAAAUAACAAUGAAAGCAAGUCAACCACUGAUGUUGGAGUUUCCCUUGAAAGAGUCUCACAGUUUAAACACUUGGUUUACUACCAUGUCAUUCUCGUGUAUUUAUCUACCCUGAUUCAUGCAGUUUGGUAUCGCGCACAAAACCUACAUGUGCUAUUUUAAGAAAAGAUGGAGGAACAUUGAUGCAAAGGGGUUUUGUGACUCACAGUUCGCCGACAACAGUCUGUUUAUGAUGUAUUUCAGCGUCUAUAUUGUCCUUUAUCGUGUGUAAUUUAAUAUAUUGAAGUCAGGCGAAUGUGCAUCAGUUUGAGGUACUGCGCAUGUGCGAAGCAGAACUACCGCUCUCUCAUAUUCUCACCACUGUAAUUCGGCAUACUUACACGAAAGCAAUGACAGGCACAUAUAUAAGUACAUAACGUAAUUUUUGCGCCUACGUUUUUUGUUGACAGCUAUAACAACGCGUGUUUAGUGGCGCUCGCGGGAGCUCGGGCGACGCGGAAGUGAGCGGCAGUGAACCAUCUUGCUCCACCUGCUGAGCUUGUGCAGACUAAUUCAUUAUUAUUAGAACAUCGCCUUUGAAGGAGUCCAUGUGUUACACCAGCGGGGUCCUAUUGUUUCCUGCAGGUAGUCGGACGGCGGUUGCCAUGGGUCGUCUGUUUCUCGGGGCCGUCAACACAGCGCGUUGGAGCGAUACAAGUGAGUGGUUCGGCUCGGAUCACGCUCCUAAAUAGGCUCGCAACACACCGGCCCACCGACGCGGAGCAGAAAGCUGGGGCGAAACACUCCCUCUGCAUGUGCACCUUUUUCCCUGUCUACAGACUCACCGGUCGCUAAAUACGGCGAUGACAAGAUGCCGUUUACGGUGCUCCGCAGGUCUCUUUAGGCGCAUAACGGUUCCUCUCCUUGUGUCAGCCUUUCCUCGGGCGGAGCCUCCAUGCGCCCGGUGCACGAGAUAGUCCCACGGUUGAGCGUGUCCCGGGACCUGGAGCAGCGCACAGAUGGCCCACAACCCACACCUCUGGUUGCCGCGGGUGACGGUGAGGCACGACUACAUCGGCCCCAGGUCUUUCCGGGUCUCUGCUGCCACCUCAGUUGGAGAAGUGAAGCAGCUACUUUAUGAAGAGACAGACCUGCCAGUCAAAGAGCAACAGCUGACACACAACGGCAAGAUGCUCCACGACCGGACAGUGGUUGGGUCGCUGGCGGCCCCAGGAAGUCCUGAAAUAUCAGUGACUCUGGAGGGGCGGGGUCUCAGAGGAGGAGGGAGAUUUGGACAAACUACGCCGCCGCUGGUGGAGUUCCUGAAGGACAUUCUCAGGAGGUACCCGGAAGGUGGUCAAAUUCUGAAGGAGCUGAUCCAGAACGCAGAGGACGCCGGGGCCACUGAAGUCAAGUUCAUGUUCGAUGAGACAGAGUUCGGGGUGGAGUCCCUGUGGUCACCUGACAUGGCUCAGCAUCAAGGACCGGCUUUGUAUGUCUACAACGACGCGGUCUUCACCGCUGAGGACUGGAAUGGCAUCCAGGAGAUUGCAAGGAGCAGAAAGAGAGACGACCCUCUGAAAAUUGGACGAUUUGGGAUCGGAUUUAACUCUGUCUACCACAUUUCGGAUGUGCCCAGUAUUUUCAGUGGGGAUCAGAUUGCCAUGUUGGACCCUCACCAGACGCUGUUUGGAGUGAAUGAGUCUGGCCAGUGCUGGAACCUGAGGACAGACAUGAAGGAGAUCUCAGAGCUGGCGGAUCAGUUUGCUCCGUAUGUUGGACUCUUUGGCAUUUCUGAGGAAACGAUGAGGAGUGGUAGCUUUCCUGGGACCUUGUUCCGCUUCCCGCUCCGGAUGUCUCCCACGCAGCUCAGCAGCAACAUCUACAACAAAGAAAAGAUCUUGGAGCUGUUUGAGUCUUUCAAAGCCGACGCAGAUACAGUUCUGCUCUUCCUGAAGAGCGUCGCCAGGAUCUCGCUGCACCUGCGCGAGUCUGACGGCACUGAACGGAUGCUGUUCCAGGUGACGGCCCACGCGAAUCCCGACGACAAGCUAGAGAGGCCCAACUCGCUGAAGACGCUGGGCAAGGCCAUCGACCGUUACAACAACUGUGUUCUCAGCUCUGCCAUCACGUGCGUCACCUACCAGGUCAGCGUGGAGACUCAGGAUGAAACCACGAGAGACGCUCAGAGGACCACCUGGCUGGUCUGCAACGGAGUCGGAGGCCGAGGAAUGUGCACGCAGUUAGACUCUCUUGCCGAUGACUUGAGGUUCAUGCCCUGCGUUGGCAUCGCGCUGCCGCUCACGCCGCUUCACGCCGAAGACAAAAGUGAUUUCUCAGGUCGAGCUUUUUGCUUUCUUCCCCUCCCCCCCGGAGAGGAGAGCGAAACAGGACUCCCCGUCCAUGUCAGUGGCUUCUUCGGCCUCACGGACAACCGCCGCAGUAUCAAGUGGCGCGAGGUGGACCAGUGGAGGGACCCGGCCGCCGUGUGGAACGAGCUGCUGAUGCUCAACGUCAUCCCGCAGGCCUACAGCGCGCUCAUCAGCGACGCCAUCCGAAGGGUGCAAACAAAAAAGGACCAAGACUUCGUUUUGUGCCCUGAGGGGACCUACGCUGCCUGGCCGGAGCCGCGGCGAGUCAGGUCCCGCUGGAAACCAGCCCUUCAGCCACUUUUCCACCUCCUGCUCCAGCAAGCCGUCAUCUACUCCCUCGCUGAGAGUUGGGUGAAGGCGGAGCAGGCGGUGUUUUCCGACCUGGACGGCGAUGACGACACUUCGGAGACGGUCAUCAACUACCUCCAAUGCUCAGGACUGCAGCUGGCCAAGGUGCCUGCUGCUGUGGACUCGGUGCUGGAGGCCUACAUGACUCCCGAAGGCACCGAGGCGAGGAGGGUGACGCCUGCCUUGCUGAGGCAGGUGAUCAGGAAACACAAACACAGAGGCUCUGCGCAGGAGAAGCUGCGGCUGCUGGAGUUUGUGCUGAGUGACAGCAACUACAGUGAUCUGAUCGGGCUGGAGCUGCUGCCGCUGCAAGAUGAGACUUUCACAGCCUUUUCAUCGUCCGUGACGGAGAAGGACGCCAUAUAUAUUGCCUCUGAAGAGUUCUGCAGGUCCUUAUACCCAGGACUGGAAGGCCGCUUUGUGUUGGAGACCAUCAAACCCUCAGUGAUGGAGACAUUGAAGACUGCUGCCAAAAGCAGAGGACGACCCUGCACACAACUGCAAGUGCUGAACCCUGAACGCUCAGCGCGACUCAUCAAGGAGGUUCUCUCAACAGCUUGGCCAGCUAGAGACUUCAUCGUUCAAUGGGAACCUGGAAACAGAGAGUUAAGGCAUCCGACGAUUUAUUGGCUGAAGGCCAUUUGGAAGCAUCUGUACAUACAUUUUGCUGAAAGCUUGAGCACCUUUGAAGACUUGCCUUUGAUCCCACUGGUGCCACUCGAGGAAAACAUGGAUAAAGUCCAGCUGCUGCGUCUUAAAACUCCAUCCCCCAUCGUUCUUGUGAAUGAAGAACAGACCCCUCUUCCUACAAACCUUCUUGACAUCAUGGAACGUCUUGGUGCAGUCGUCAUGAAAAGGCUGGAUUCAUGUUUGCUGCAUCCACUUCUCAAGAAUUACAUUCAUGCUGCGUCGCCCAAUUCACUGCUGCAGAUUAUGAGUCGCUUACCAACGCAGCGUUUGGCGAGCCACGUCUCGGCUUUCUCGGUCAAAGAAAAGCUUGCCCUCAGACGCUUCCUCUCAGGCCUAUCCAGCGUCUCAGAAAAGGAGAAGCACACCUUGCUGGAGCUUUCCAUCUUUGAGAAAAUCGGGAGCCACCCUGAAGGUACCUCUGCAUUUACAUCACUGAGGGGCGCCAGAGCCUUACAUCACCAGGCAAAGUAUCCACCGGACGUAAAGCUAUCCCAAACCAUUGUCGGUUCUUCUGAUGAGGAGUCCAUUCGCCUGAUCAAGUUGCUACAUGUGGAGCAAGUGAAGACAACUGAAUGUGUAAAGCUCAUUCUCCAGGAUAUUGAGCGAGGAUUUUAUACGACGGACGAGGUUUCCCAAAUAACGCUCUGGGCCCUGAGGCACCUAAGCUUUCUGAAGAGUGAAAACCCAAACGUGGUUGGAUGGCUCGCUGCUCUCAAAUUCAUUCAGAUGCCGUGUGGAAAGCUGGUCACAGCGUCGGAGCUCUUCGAUCCGGAGCUGAAGAUUCUCCAGAACUUAUUUUACAUGGAAGAAGAAAGCAGAUUUCCUUCAAGUGCAUUCACUUCCUCCCCCGACAUCCUUCACUCACUGAGACAGCUGGGCCUGAGAAACGAAGUCCAGCUGAGUGAAAAAGAUGUCCUUCAGGUGGCUAAGAAGAUUGAGGAGUUGCAAGGCAGCAGCAAACCCCACUGGGAACCCAUCAUUGAGAAAGCCAAAACACUGCUGCAGAUCCUCAACAAACAGACCAAGCUGGUGAAGUCCUCCGCUGCCCAAGCGUCCUUGCUCAAAUGGAAAUGGGUUCCUGCCUGCAAAGAAAGACCACCGACGUAUCCCAAAUCUCUUGCCUGGGUCGGGGACUCUUUAAAUAUUUGCUCCUUGUCUGACAUGUGCGAUAUAUCCCAUGCUGUGCUGGUUGGCUCGUCCGUUGCUGUGGUCCAACACACAUCUGCAGGUAUGAAGAAGGCGUUGAAGCUAACGGCGGUGCCACAUGUGGAUCAAGUGCUCCAGCAUCUCAAGGCAGUCAAUGACUGGCAUAAGUCUCAAGCGUUCAACACAGAGGACUGGUAUCAGUUCCAGCAGAUCCUGUUUGAGAUCUACAACUUCAUGCAAGCCCACCUGGAGGAGGCGAGAGAAGCCAUGAAAUCCUUACCCUUCGAGUGGGUUUGGACCGGGAAGACGUUCGCCUCGCCGGGCAAAACGGUCCUCAAACCCCUCCCUGACCUGGACCUACAGCCUUACCUUCACUCCCUUCCUAAGACCAUGAGAAAGUUCCAUAAACUCUUCAAGUCCAGUGGUUCGGUGGAAGAAGUCGCACCCAGCCAUGUGUUUGAAGUCAUCAGUACUAUCCAAGAAAACUGUACCAAGGAAGUCACAAAGGAGGACAGCAAACGUGACGUCUUGAUUUUGAUCAACUCCCUGAGGUGGCUUUACAAAAACCAAAUCCAAGUGGAGACUGACAUGCAUGUGCCUAUUUACUGCUACAAGGAUCCAAACAAGCUCUCAAUGAAACCUAUUCAUGAAUGCACGUACUGUGACAUCAAGGUGGAUGACCUGAAUGACUUGCUUGAAGACUCUUCAGAGCCCAUCAUUUUGGUCCAUGACGACAUUCCCAUGAAAACUGCAGAGUGGCUGAAAGUUCCGUGCUUGAGCACCAGGCUGAUAAACCCGGAGAACCUGGGCUUUGAGCAGUCUGGACAACGUGAACCCCUGACUGUGCGAAUCAAGAACAUUCUGGAGGAGUAUCCUUCUGUGGCCGAUAUUUUUAAGGAACUGCUGCAGAAUGCCGACGACGCAAGUGCAACAGAAUGCAGCUUCCUGAUUGACAUGAGAAAGAACACGGACAUCAGAGAGAACCUUCUUGACCCCGGGAUGAUGGCAUGUCACGGCCCCUCGCUCUGGUCUUUUAACAACUCUGUAUUUACAGACACGGACUUCCUGAACAUCACAAGGUUGGGGGGCUCUGUAAAGCGGAGCGAAGCUGACAAAGUGGGGAAGUUUGGCUUGGGUUUCAACUCAGUUUACCACAUCACAGAUAUUCCCAUCAUCAUGAGCAGGGAAUUCAUGAUCAUGUUUGAUCCCAACAUCAACCACAUCAGCAAGCACAUUCGAGACCAGUCCAACCCCGGCAUCAAAAUCAACUGGAGCAAGCAACAGAAAAGGUUGAGAAAAUUCCCAAACCAAUUCAAGCCUUUCAUCAACGUAUUCAACUGCCAGCUCCCUCUCGCCCAAGAUUUGCCCUACAAAUACGACGGCACGCUCUUCCGACUCCCCUUCAGAACAGAGCACGAGGCGUCCGUCAGUGAACUCAGCAGCCUGUACUACAACACAACUGACAUCUAUUCCCUCGUGGAUGAGUUCAGCAUUUGUGGCCACCGGUUCAUUCUGUUCACCCAGCAUGUUGGAUGUAUGGUCCUGAAAUACCUGAAAUUUGAGGAAGCCAACCCAGCUGGAGCACAAGAUGUUGUCACAAUCAACAAAAGCGUUUGGUCCUCCAAAGCCUCGUACGGGCCGCUCAGCAUCCUCAAGUCUGCAGCAAAGGUGAUGAAGAAGGUGUCAAGCACCAACAAGAUUCCUGCCGAUGUGCCCAAGUCAGGCUGCAUCAUCCGUGUGGUGGUGGAGGAGUUCCACAAUGUUUUCAAGCGAAUUGUUGACCUUCACUCCCCACUCUUCAGAGGCUCAGAGGAAGACCCAAACCAGUACUUUGAAAUGGCAGCCAAAGGUGUUCAGACUCGAAGACUAACUGACGAAAUGCCACAAAAAGCAGUCGAGACCACCAACUGGCUUAUUUGCUCCUGCAUGGAUGUAAACGAAGCGCUGAAGUUUUCCCUGAGUGAGAGUGGAAAGCGGCUGGGACUUGUGCCGUGUGGAGGAGUGGCUGUUCUUCUUACAGAGGAAGACAGCCGGAAGUGGAUGGUGAAGGCCACCCCUAACCCCAUCGGUGAGGUGUUUUGUUACCUGCCUCUCCGGAUCAAAACAGGUCUGCCAGUCCACAUUAAUGGCUGUUUUGCUGUCACCUCAAACCGAAAAGAGAUUUGGAAGACUGACACCAAAGGGCAGUGGAAUUCAGUGUUCAUGAGACACGUGAUUGUUCAAGCCUAUCUAGCAGCUCUCUCCAUGCUCCGUGCAAUGGCUGAAAGUGGCGAAUUACAUGACUACUGCUACUACGCGGCAUGGCCCGAUCCAAGUCAGGUGCACGAUGACUUCACGUUGGUCAGCCAGGGUGUCUACCAAGAGAUCGCAAAAGGAGGGGACAGUGAGCAGGCCAGGGUUUUUUCAGACGGUAAAACCUGGGUCUCCAUCAAACAUGUCAGGUUUCUCGACGAUGCCUUGCUGUGUAGACCAGAUAUUGGAUCAGCGUCUUUCAAGAUCUUCCUGAAAUACCUGAAGAGUGGUUCACAUGAUCUCUGCGCUGUCGAGCUUCCGGAGUGGGUGAAGGAAGGCUUCGACGACGCCGGCUGCAAGGCCAAACUAAUGGAAAACACCCUGACAGAGAGGCAGUUUUUCUCAGACAUCUUUUUCCCUCACAUCCAGGAAAUUGAUCAAGAGCUUCGGGACCCCCUGAUGCAUUACGUCCUGAAUGAAAAACUCGAUGAGUUCUCCUUCAUUCUCAGAGAAACUCCCUGCAUUCCGUGUUCUGGGCCCCGGAAGGAGUUGGUGUUACCGUCCAGAUUAAUUCACCCAGAGGGAAGAGUGGCCAAACUGUACAACACUGAAGACGGCAGGUUUCCCGAGGGAACGGCAAGAGACUACUUAAAUCCGGUUUGCCUUGUGAAGCUGGUACAGUUGGGCAUGGUAAAGGACGAUCUCUCAUGGGAAGAUUUGAGUGAACGUGCCAAAUCUGUUGCUGGGCUUAAUGAAAAUGACCACAUGGCUGCAUGUUUUCGCAGUAGCAUACUGCUCAGUCUCAUAGAUGAAAAGCUGAAGAUGAAAGACCCUCCUCCUGCCGAGCUCCUGGAGGAGUUAGAGGAAAUUAAGUUCCUUCCCUUUCUUACCAGACCUGCUGGUUUUUCACUCCCCUGGUAUGGAAACAACUUUUCCCCGGCUACGAUGUUUUGUGCAAGAGACCUCUUUACGACUGAACAUCAAGACACGGUGUGUCUAAUGAAGGCAAUCCUGAAUGAGAACUCCCCUUCGUUUAAAGGCUGCGGCGCGGCGUCCUUAGCCGUGAAAGACUGUCUCGGUCUUAUAAAGAAGCCUUCGGUUCUGCUUGUGAUCAGCCAACUGAAAAAACUGUCGCAGUCAUUCGACGGUGUCACGAUGUAUCAAGAAAAUAUUACAAAUGCCUGUUACAAGUUUCUGCACGAAGAGAUGCUGCAAGAUGAGGAUGCAAAGGCGCAAAUCACAGAGCGACUUCGAGAGUUCAAUUCAGUCUUAGUGGAAAACACGUACGUCAAUCCUUCUAAAGUUGCCUUCCAUCUGAACUUUGACGCCGCUCCACACCUUUACCAGCUCCCUAACAAGUACAGAAACAGCUGUUGUGAGCUUUUCCAAACAGUUGGAGUAAAGGCCAGUUUCUCAGUGGAAAACUUUUCAGAGGUUCUUGGAUUUGUCAAACAAGAAUGUGGAAGAAGGGGUCUUUCAGAGGAGAAUUUCCAGCUGUGUCGCAGAAUCAUCAGUGAGGGAAUAUGGAGCUUAAUCCGAGACAAAACCCAAGACUUUUGCCUUGAAAACUACAGCGGGAUUCUGCUGCCAGAUUCCAACCUGACUUUGCUGCCGUCAAACUCGCUGUGCUACAAUGACUGCCCCUGGAUCAAAGUGAGGGACGGUUCCGUAAAAUACUGCCAUGCCGAUAUUCCGAGAGAGGUUGCAGUGAAACUGGGAGCAGUUCCAAAGCGCCACAAAGCACUGGAGCGAUAUGCGUCCAAUAUCUGUUUCACUCAACUCGGAAGUGAGUUUGGCCAAAAAGAAAAACUGACAAGCAGAAUCAAGAGCAUCCUGAACGCCUAUCCGUCGGAGAAGGAGAUGCUGAAAGAGCUGCUUCAAAAUGCAGAUGACGCUAAAGCUACUGAGAUAUAUUUUGUCUUCGACGCCAGGACUCAUCCUGCAGACAGAAUAUUUGAUGAUAAAUGGGUUCCAAUGCAAGGUCCAGCUCUCUGCGUGUACAACAAUCAGCCUUUCACAGAGGACGAUGUUAGAGGUAUACAGAACCUUGGAAGGGGGACGAAAGAGGCCAAUCCAGGGAAAACUGGUCAGUAUGGCAUUGGAUUCAACUCUGUUUACCACAUCACUGACUGUCCCUCCUUCAUAUCAAACAAUGACAUCUUGUGCAUCUUUGACCCCCACGCGCAGUACGCGCCUGGAGCAACUUCCACAAGCCCUGGGAGGAUGUUCAGAGAUCUGGACUCUGACUUCCGAUCUCAGUUUUCCGAUGUUCUGAAUCUGUACUUAGGAGGACAUUUCAAGUUAGAGAGAAGCACAAUGUUUCGGUUUCCCAUUCGCUCCAAAGACAUGGCAAAAACAUCAGAAAUCAGUUCAGUGCCUGCCUCAGACCGAAUGGUUCAAAGCCUUCUUGAUAAGCUCAAAACCGAUGGUGCGGAGCUUCUGAUGUUCCUGAACCACAUGGAAAAAAUAUCAAUCUGUGAAAUUGAAACCGCAACAGGAGAGCUUAAAGUGCUCUACUCUGUCACAGCGAAGAUAUCGGACGGCGAUCGGUUAAAACGCAAACAGUUCCACGCAUCGGUCAUCGACAGCGUGACCAAAAAGAAGCCCCUGACAUCGAUCCCAGUUCAGCAAAUCACCUACACGAUGGAUAUUGGCGACACCGACGGGAAUUUGACGACGUGGAUGAUCUGCAACAGAUCUGGCUUUCCCAACAUGGAGAAAGUCUCCAAAAGUGUCAUCUCUGCCCACAAGAACGAAGACAUAACCCUGUUUCCCAGAGGAGGGGUGGCUGCUUGCGUCAGUCACAACUACAGAAAGCCUCACCGAGCCUUCUGCUUUUUACCUCUGGCACUAGAGACGGGCCUUCCCUUUCAUGUCAACGGGCACUUUGUCUUGGAUUCUGCACGAAGAAACCUGUGGAGAGACGACAACGGCGUGGGGGUCAGGAGUGACUGGAACAACAAUCUGAUGACGUCGUUGAUCGCUCCUGCAUGUGUGGAGUUGUUACUCCAGGUCAAGAGGCGAAGCUUCCCAGGUCCAGACCCCACCAUGAGUGUCAUACAAGGAACCCCACUUCAUGUUGUUAAAGACACCUUGAGAAAGUUUCUGUCUUUCUUCCCUGCGAACCGGUUGGACGUGCAGCCAGACUGGUACUGUCUGGUGAAAGCAGUGUACAGCUGUGUUCAUGCUGACUUGAAGAGAGUGAUACCGGUGGUCAGGGCGCCACAUCCAGAGAACUCCGAAAUGCACUCGGUGAACUCAGUCAUUUACAUCUCCUGGGUGAACACCUCCACCGCCGGCAAAGGCAGGGCCUAUUUCGACAACCUGCUCCAAGAUGAGCUGCAGCAUCUGAAAAACAUAGAAUACAAUAUGACCUCAAGAAAGUCUGUGGCUGAAAAUGUUUACCGACUAAAAACAUUGCUGCUAGAUAUCGGGUUUAAUCUUGUUCAUAGCUGUGAUGAGACCGCAAAUAUCUACCUGUGUCUGGAAGACGCAGGGAUACCCGUCAGCUAUGUGACGCCAAGCGAUGUCCGCACCUUCCUUCACACAUUCUCCUCGUCAGACACCUCCUGUCAUGUCGGAAAGCUUCCAUGCCGCCUUCCACAGUCAAACUACAAACUUGUUCAUCACCUGAAGCUCAUGGUUGACUACUGUUUUAAGGACAUAGAAGAGGACACAACAGUCAUCGACGGCUUGCCUCUUCUGAUCACCAUGGACAACAUGCUUCAGGUUUUUGACUCCAAGAGGCCAAAGUUUUUAACCACGCACCAUGAGCUGAUCUCACAGAGAAAGGAAAUGUUCAUGAACACAAUGUACAUCAAGUACAGCAACAUCCUGCUGAAGACAGGAGCUGCCAAGGUCUUCGAUAUCAGCGGCUUUGGUGAACUGCUGGGAUCAGUUCUGCCGCGAGAGUAUCGGACGAAGAUCCCUGUGAGGUGGCGAGAAACCUUCGCCAGUGAGUCCUGGUUGAAAAAUGUUUGGACCUUUGUCAGCGAGAACGUGGCUUUCAAGGAAGAUCAAGUGGAGAUGAAACCCACUUUUGACACAGUGCUGGACAUCCUGAAGGACUGGGCCUUGAUACCCGGGAUAAAGUUCAUGGCGAGGGACAAACUCAUCGUCCCUGAGCAUGAUGUGCUUUUGCCUCUAAGCUUAUUGAACAUAGCCAUAUUCCCUCAAGGCCAGAACGACAAGGUGUUCCAUACCCUAAUGAAAGCAGGAUGCAUCCAACUGUCGGUCAACAAGAUAUGUGUCAAAGAGAAUCCAAUCCUGCAGUUUCUCGCCCAACACACUGCCAACAUUGAAAAUCCAUCGAGCGUCUUAACAGCCCUUGAGUACAUGAUUCAGACCUCCACAAUGAAAACAGCAAACCUGACUGACAAAGACUUUGAAGCUCUCCUGCUGUACUUCAACUCCAACCUCGCAGUCCUGACGCAACAAGACGCAAGGACCAUCAAACUCCUCCCAUGCUUUAAAUUAGUAAGUGGGAAGUAUGUUGGCAUCGCUGCUUAUGGAACAAACUACGUCCUUGCGAAAAGCAUUCCAACUGCUGACAUCGACAAAUGGGCUCACACAACGUCAUUUGCCUUCCUGCUUGACAAUCCGCAGCUUCGAGACCUGUACAACUUUCUUGGCUGUGUUCCCAUCGAUGAUUUGGAAUUGUACUUCCAUCACCUCCUUCCCAAGUUUGACAACCUUUCCCAUGAUGCCAAAACUGAGCAUGUGGUCUAUUUGAAAGAGAGGCUUUUGUCAAUUGAGGAGCCAGGUACAAUGAAGGAGCAGCUGUUUGAAAAACUGAAGGGACUGGCUUUUAUCUAUGACCAGUCCAACAGACUGAGGCCAGCCAAGUUCUUCUUUGACGAAACGGAGAAGGUGUUUGAAGUUAUGCUGCCAGCAAAGUCAUUCAUACCGAGCGACUUUUUUAAGAAAGUGGAACAAGUUUCAAAGCCCAAAAAUGGCACGCUCUCUCUCGCCUCAUGGAUAACCUUUCUGAGAAAUAUUGGUUUAAAACAUGAAGUGUCCCAGCAGCAGGUUCUCCAGUUUGCGAAGGAGGUUAGUAUCAAAUCACAAACAGAGUCCUGGACCAAAGACAAGUUGCAAAAUGUCGUUGAGGUUCUCUUGAAUCAUAUUUUCAACGAGAGGACAGACCUUUUCUCGGGUUCUUUUCUCAAAGAGCUCUCAAUGGUACCGUUCCUGUGUCCUGAACGAGCCCCUAAAGAGCUGAUUAAGCUGCAUUCGCAGUACCAAGAGUCGGGUGGCACUCUUCCACUUAUUCGUUUCAGUGGGUCCCAAGUCAAUCCCAAAUUCAAACAGACGGAUGUGAUUCACUUGCUCUGGACUGCUUGUCCGAUUCUGCCCGAAAAAGCGACACCAUCGAGCAUCAGCGACCAGAAGUGCAGUCCACUUCCUGGACAGGAGCAACUGGACCAAGUGAUGGAAAUGUUGGGUGUGAAUCUAGAUCCACCGUUAGAGAAGGUCAUCAACAACUGCAGAAAUAUAUGCAACAUUUCCAGUCCUGACGACGAGAUGGUUAAAACCAGGAACAAAGUUCUGAGGUCCACGUAUGAGUUCCUGAAUGCAGAAAAACGGGAGUUUCGUCAUCAGCUUCGGGGCGUGGCCUUUGUCAUGGUGGAGGAUGGAUGGAAACUGCUGAAACCUGAAGAGGUUGUCAUCAAUUUGGAUAAUGAGUCUGACUUCAAGCCAUACUUGUACAAGCUACCUCUUGAGCUUGGUACCUUUCACCAGCUCUUUAAACUGCUGGGUACAGAGGACGUCGUUUCCACAAAACAAUACGUGGAGGUGCUCUGGCGAAUUUUUAGAAUCUCAGAAGGAAAGCACCUGGACCCAAAUGAAAUGAGAACUGUGAAAAGAGUGGUUUCUGGACUGUUCAAGUCCCUUCACAAUGAGCCAGUGGAAAUCCGCAAAGACCUUGAAAGCCUCCGAGAUUUGUCCUUUUACCUGCCAAGUCACGAUGGUCGCUUAGCAAAGUCCAGCAGCUUGGUGUUUGAUGACGCCCCGCACUACAAGAGCCGGAUUCAGGGUAACAUUGGGGUUCAGAUGCUGGUGGACAUGAGCCAGUGCUACCUAGGCAAAGACCACGCCUUCCACACGAAGCUGAUCAUGCUGCUUCCACAGAAACUGAGGCCAAAACUCUUGAGCAGCCUCCUUGAGGAACAGCUUGAUGAAGACUCUCCGAAAAUGUGCCAGUUUGGGGCUUUGUGUUCGCUCCAGGGUCGCCUCCAGCUUCUGCUGUCGUCUGAGCAGUUCAUCACAGGACUCAUAAGAAUCAUGAAACACGAAAACGACAAUGCCUAUCUGGUAAACGAAGAGAAAGCCAUUCGUCUUUGCAAAGCUCUCUGUGAAGGGCUCAAGGUCUCUUGUUUCGAGAAGCUGCAAACGACGCUGAGAGUCAAAGGAUGCAGUCCGAUCGCGCACAGCCGCAGUGAAACGCUCGCCUUCCUCAAGAGGUACGGCACGGCUGUCAUUCACCUCUACAUCCAACAUUCCGACAGCAAGGACAUUAAUUUCUUGUUGGCCCUUGCUAUGACGCUGAAAUCUGCCACUGACAAUUUGAUAUCGGACACCUCCUACCUUAUCGCCAUGUUGGGCUGCAAUGACAUCUACAGGAUCACAGAGAAGUUGGACAAUCUCGGAGUAAAAUACGACGCCACUGAACCUUCAAAACUGGAGUUGCCGCUCCCUGGAACCCCGAUUCCAGCCGAGAUACAUCACACCCUGCUCAUGGAUCCAACCAAUGUGUUUUAUCCGGGCGAAUAUGUCGGGUAUCUGGUGGACUCUGAAGGCGGCGACAUAUACGGCUCCUAUCAGCCCACUUACACGUACGCCAUUAUCGUUCAGGAGGUCGACAGAGAGGGAGAAGAAACCACCACUUUUCUCGGAAAGUGCUUCCAGAUUGACAUCGGUUACAGCGAGUACAAAAUAGUCAGCUCCCUUGACCUGUACAAAUUCUCAAGGCAGGAUGAAAGUAGUCAUGUGCGAGACACCAGCGCUCCAUCCACUCCCACCAGUCCAGAGUGCCGGACUUCAGCUCAACAAACUCUUCCUCCUCUCUUCAUGAAUAAAGAAAAGCAUAGGCCAUCUCAGCAAAACCAGACGCCCAAAAAGCUCAAGCUCACUGCCUUGCCCGAUAUCUUGAAAGAAGUGACCUUGGUGGUGGAGCAAGCGUGGAAGCUUAAUGACACAGAGAGGAAGAAGAUCAUGCGGCGUCUGUACUUGAAAUGGCACCCGGACAAGAAUGCCGAGAAUCUGGAAAUUGCCACUGAAGUCUUCAAGCACCUGCAGAACGAGAUCAACAGGAUGGAAAAGCAGUCUUUGGAUCAGCAGAACAUGGACAGAGCCUCGCGCAGGUCCUACUCCUCCUCAUCAGCACGUUUCCAGUCAGAGAAGUUCUCAUUCCAAAGGUUCUACUCCUCGUGGAACCAAGAAGCAACGAGCCACAAGUCAGAGAGGCAACAGUUUCGGGAGCAUCACAGCAGCUACGCUGGCUCGUCGCACUCGCAGCGCUUCUUCGUGCCCCCGACUUUCAAGACGGUUGGGAACCCGGUGGAAGCUCGGCGGUGGCUCAGACAGGCCAGGGCCAACUACUCUGCCGCCAGAAACGAUCUGCAUAAAAAUGCCAACGAAUGGGUCUGCUUCAAAUGCUACCUUGCUACCAAACUGGCGCUGAUCGCGGCGGACUACGCCGUGAGAGGAAAGUCGGAUAAAGACGUGAAACCCACUGCUCUCGCCCAGAAAGUGGAAGAGUACAGCUCCCAGCUGUCGGGACUGGCCAGCGAUGUCCAGAUCCUGGACGGAUACGGCGUGGACAGCCUGCGAACUCGCUACCCCGACCUCCUGCCCUUCCCUCAGAUCCCCAACGACAGAUUUACCUCGGAGGUGGCCAUGAGGGUGAUGGAAUGUACCGCACGGAUCAUCAUCAAGCUGGAGACCUUUGUCCAGCAGAAAAUAUAAGGUUGCCAUGUCAGCUGCCGCUUCCAGCUUGUGCUCGGAUCACUAUAUAUGCUGCCUCGCGGGCUCUGGGAUCUGCUGUACAUAGAGAUGCCUCAGCAAUAGCUUUUGUUUACCAAAGUCUCCUUUAUUGAGUUACGUUAGACACAAUGCUGCUUUUUUACUUGAUUUUUUUAUAAAAGGUAUUUAAAGAAAAUGUAUAUUUUACAUGCUGAGUGUCCUUAAUGAUUGUGCUUUGAGAACGGGCAACUUCUCCCCUGGUAUUAACUGUUAGACAUAUGCAAGUCAAGGGCAUCAUUUUUAUAUUUAAGUCUUUUUUCAAUUAACGGUUCUUUCUCACUAUAAGUCAGUUGUUUAUGAGCACUUUUUGGAAAGCAGUAGCUUAGAGGAAUUGCACUGUAAAGUACAACACUUUUUUAAGCGCCAUGUUGUGCUGAAGCUGCUCAUGAAGCUGGAUGGUCGUCUGCGAAGCGCUUUUGUUUCAAGCCAUCAGCUCAACAGGCGUGGUCUUUUCUGCCACUGGGUGGAGCCAUGUGACAGACGCACAUACUGUACAUGUUAUUUUCCAGGUACAUGUCAUGAUGGAGGUGAAAAGCCAUGCAACCUUUUUUAUGUGCUCUGUGCCAUUAGAAUGUCUGUAGAAAGCCUCCGCAAGUACUUGGUUUUGUUUUGUCCUGGCAAAUGUGUACAUAAGAUACUGAAUUAAAAUGUGAAC